Drosophila sulfurigaster albostrigata is the source of this 2111-nucleotide messenger RNA. Its product is annotated as transmembrane protein 135-like. The record is from RefSeq and is a predicted model, not a curated record. Bases 358 to 1722 code for a protein of 454 amino acids. NCBI's taxonomy places the organism in Eukaryota, Metazoa, Arthropoda, Insecta, Diptera, Drosophilidae. The transcript has 4 exons.
ACAUGGUUACUCCAUGACAAAUUAUUUAUGUGUUCCAAAACAUUUUACUGUGGCUAAAAGGUUAAACCGUAAUUGAGCUGUGUGUAAAUUAGACAAUUACUCGAUCGGAUGGUUUAUUUACAUAAUACUAGACUAUUAGGUGGAGAUUGAACGCGAAGUUUACGUGGAGAGAAUUUGUCAUUUGCACUUUGUACGGAGUAUUCGAUGUCUCGCUGUUCAAGUUCCAUCGAUAAGCUUUUAUCAUUUCGGCGCGCAUAGUUCGAUAAUCUUAACGAGCACAACUUAAGGCUUAAUCGUACUACCUGCUACAUAAAUAAUAUACAAUAAUUACAAGCAUAAACUGCAAUAUCAACAACAAUGGCUGUACAAAGUAAACUCAUGGAGGCGGCCAUCAACGUCAGUUGUAAGGAUUAUCUUCAUCCUUGGACUGAAAGCUGCGUUGCCGGCUCAGCUGGAAUUUUGCUCAGCUCCAUUCCCUAUACCCUGCGCACCUAUGCCGCAGUUUAUCUGUUCUCGCUGGUCAUGAGAAUGCGUAUUCCAACGCUUCUGGACCUCAAACGCACAGUCUAUGGAAUUUUAAAGUCAACAGCUUUCCUAACAACAAAUGCCUAUGGAUUUAGCUUGUGUGUUUGUCUUCUUCGCCUGUUGCUGGGUCGCUUCUACUUCAGCACUGUUGCCUAUUUUCCCACCUUUAUAGCCAGCAUUAUUUCACUGACGAUCGAACGUCCAGCACGUCGCACUCCUCUGGCACUUUAUGUGGCAAAUGUCUCCACGGAAUCACUGUGGAAGAUGCUCGAAGCACGCGGCAUUGUCCGCUCCAUUCCCAAUGGACAGGUUUUAGUCCUGGGCUGCAGUAUAACUGCUUUGCUAUACAUGUAUCGACUUGGUGUUCAUAAGACCAAGGUCAAGGAUGCCACCUUUAGGGCGUUGCAACUGCUCAUUGGCAAGGAUGAGCAGGGACCAAUUCAAGAGCCCACAGAGACUACAAACAACCAGAGCUCAAGACCUCUGAACUUUUCCAGCAUUUCCGCUUAUGUACAGAUCUAUGAUAAGCUGCGAAAGAGCAAACACCAGAGCUGUCCCCAUCGUCAAGGAUGCGCACCUUAUGCUUUGAUGGGAGGUCUGAAGCCCUUCAUCGGUGGAGUUGGCGUACAAGUGGGUCUUAAGCUGCUUUUAAACAUUCCCAAGAUAGUCAAAAUGAAACUGGAUUGGCGAACACAAAUAUUCAACAAAAACAACUUGAAUCUGGGAUUGGCUUUGGGAAGCUUCUCACUCGCAUACAAGUUAAUAUCUUGUGGCCUUCGUCACGUCUGCGGCUAUGACAGCGCCUUCUUUUCCAUUCCUGCUGGACUUUUGGGCUCAAUUGGACUGCUUCAUUUCCCCAACAUCACCAUUGCCUUAUAUGUGAUGUGGAAGGCGUUGCAGCUACUCUACAAUUGGGGCCGUGAGGAGGGAGUAUUGCCAACAGUGCCCUACUUUAUCAUGAUAUUUUACUCAGCCUGCACGGCGUUACUUUUCCAUUGCGCUAUUCUGGAACCCCAAUCGCUUCGAAGCAGUUACUACAAGUUCCUCAUGGAUAUAUCCGGAAAUAGAGUAUGUCGCUUCAAUGUGAGUCAGUUUGAUGGCUUUGGACACGGGACGCAGGAUCAAGUGAAUGAAGUUGUGAAAAGACUCAAAAUAGAUCUAAGUCGAGUGCUGCCAAAGUUUCCCUUAGUUGUGUAAACGAAUUUACUUUAAUAUUAAUGAAUAUGGUGUGGAACAGUAAAAGAUAGUUAGUGCAAUCAUUUGACAGCAGAAAACAAAAAUUGUAACAGACAGAAAAGUUCAAAUUAAAUGGUUGUGCAUGCCCCAAAGUGGCCAUAAAGGCGUUUUAUGUACGACUCCAGAAAGUGGGUGAACAUUCAUCACAGUGGCAAAACGACAACGCACAUCCAGAGCUCAUUCUGUUGCCCCUCGAAUCCUCCUCCCAUCAUCAUCGUCAUCAUCCUGCAUAAAUGCAAAUGGAAUGGCAGACAAUGGCGCCGAGCCUAGGCGCUACUCAAUUAUUUACAUUUAUAUGUCAUAGAAAUUUAUUGCCCGACAUAAUUCACUCCGGCUGGCCGAAAGUGCAG